Erythranthe guttata (spotted monkey flower) is the source of this 1281-nucleotide messenger RNA. Its product is annotated as putative (S)-N-methylcoclaurine 3'-hydroxylase isozyme 2. Gene Ontology annotation, molecular function: heme binding; monooxygenase activity; oxidoreductase activity, acting on paired donors, with incorporation or reduction of molecular oxygen. NCBI's taxonomy places the organism in Eukaryota, Viridiplantae, Streptophyta, Magnoliopsida, Lamiales, Phrymaceae. The record is from RefSeq and is a predicted model, not a curated record.
AUGGUGGUGGCUUCGUCGCCCGAUUACGCAAAGGAAUUUUGUAGAACCCACGAUGGAAUAUUCUCCGGGCGGCAUUUGCCAGCUGUCUAUCACUACCUUCAAGGUACGAUCGGUUCGUCGAUCGUACUUUCGCCCGAUUGCGGAAAAUCAUGGAAACUUUUACGAUCGAUCUGCCAGAAUUGCGUUUUCUCAUCCAGGGUUGUGGAGUCCAGCGCCUGGAUGAGAAAGACGAAGGCUAAGGAAAUUUUGGAUCAUUUGAGAGGUAAGGAUGGCGAAGUCGUAAAUCUUGAGGAUCUUAUGUUUGCCACCUUGGCGAAUAUGAUAUCGAGCGUUUUAACUUCGAGGGACCUAUUUGUUAUUAAUGGGGGGGCGGCGAAAGGUGAUAAUUAUGAGGUGAUGAUGGAUAUAGUAAACGAGGUUAUUGAAGGUACUACGGCUCCUGGAUUGGUCGAUUUCUUGCCGAUUUUGAAGGGGGUGGAUUUUUGGAGUAAAGGGAAGGCGAAAGAUAUUUGUCGGAAAAUAAAACUUACUUGGGGAGAUAUAAUUCAAGAAAGAAAAUCUUUCGGGCGUGAAAACCCGAGUUCGAAUCGAGAUUUCUUGGACACUGUCCUGUCUGAUACCACGUUUUCCGACGAUCAAAUUGGCAACGCUUUGAUGGAAAUAUUGAUUGGUGCUACAGACACUACGACUAUAACAUCGGUGUGGUUGAUGGUAGAAUUGAUUAAAAAUCCCGAGAUGUUGUCCAAAGUCCGCGACGAAAUAUCGCAGGCUUUCAAAGGCGACGAAUUGAACGAAUCGCUACUAUCUAACAAUUGCAAUUAUUUCCAGGCAUGCAUCAAGGAGACGUUACGACUUCACGUGCCGGCCCCACUUUUAGUGCCUCAUCGCGCAACGGAGGCAUGCAAAGUGAAUAACUACACAAUCCCGAAAAAUAGUAUGGUAUUGGUGAAUGCAUGGGGGAUUGCACGAGACCCUAGUUAUUGGGAGGAUGCUCCGAUUUUCAAACCCGAGAGGUUUUUGGAGUCAAAAAUAGGUCAUCGAGGAACACAUUUCGAAUAUUUGCCUUUCGGAACGGGAUUGAGAAUGUGCCCCGGUUCGACCGUUGCUUUUAAAAAUAUUCAAAUACUUGUGGGGUCUUUAUUGCAUUAUUUUGAUUGGAGCUUGCCUAAUGGUGAAGAUAUAAGUAGUAUAGAUACAAAUGAAAAGUAUAUCACUACUUUGAAGAAGGAAAAACCCUUGUUAUUGGUUAGCAGGAUAAGGGAACAAAAUGUUGUAGGGUAA